Molecule: messenger RNA, 831 nt
Organism: Cornus florida
Lineage: Eukaryota; Viridiplantae; Streptophyta; Magnoliopsida; Cornales; Cornaceae
Product: cytosolic sulfotransferase 12-like
Exons: 1
Coding region: 1-831 (276 amino acids)
Biological process (GO): sulfation
Cellular component (GO): cytoplasm
Molecular function (GO): sulfotransferase activity
Source: RefSeq, a predicted model, not a curated record
AUGGCAACUUCCUUUUCUUCUCAGCAAAUCCACAAUCCCAAGACCAACUAUGAAAAAGAAAGAGAGGAAGACUAUGAAGCAACAUACCAAAAGUACAGUGAGGCACUCCAAACCCUUCCAAAAGAGAGAGGCUGGAUAACUGAACAUCUAGUUCAGUACCAAGGCUACUGGUUAAGCCCCAAGUCUGCCCUAAAAGGAGUCUUGUUGGUGCAACAUCACUUCAAGGCUCGACCUACCAAUAUCUUCCUGUCUGCAAACAUGAAAUGUGGCACCACAUGGAUCCGAACCCUGAUGUUCGCCACCAUGAACCGGUCCCGUUAUGACUUCUCCUCCCAGUCCCACCCUUUGCUUAACACUGGCCCUCAUGGCUGUUUCCCCUUCUUAGAUGCCUCUAUAUAUCAAAACUAUCCCAUAAAUACCAACCUUGAUGCUCUUCCUUCGCCUCGGCUCUUUGCUACUCACAUUCCAUACACUUUGUUACCACAAAGUGUGACAUCUUCUGGCUGCAAGUUUGUUUACAUAUGGCGUGAUCCAAAAGAUGUGCUUACUUCUCUUGGUCACUUCUCGGAAAGAACAAAACACAAAGAAGUGACAUCCCUUUCACUAAAAGAAGCAUUUGAGAUGUUCUGUGAGGGCGUCUCACACUAUGGACCCUUUUGGGAUCAUGUGUUGGAGUAUUGGAAAGCAAGCCUUGAAUUGCCUGAAAAGUUUCUGUUCCUUAGGUAUGAGGAUUUGAAGAAAGAACCCUCCAUUUAUCUUAAGAAGUUGGCUGAAUUCAUGUGCAACCUUUCUCAUUGGAGGAGAGGAGAGAUGGGGUGGUGCAAGAAAUAG